AAUAAAUCAAAAUGAUAAAAAAUCAAGAAGUUCAUCUCUAAAAAAAUUAUGAGAAAGAAAAGAAAAAAAUGAAAAAUUAAAAUUAUUUUAAGAAGAAAAGUUGAAAAAAGUUUUACACAAAAAAAUUGGAAUUAAAACAAAAAAUUCAAAGAAAAAAUCAUCAAAAUAAGCAGAAUGCAAGAAAUAAAUGCUUUUUGAUGACAAAAAAAUAUUCUAAGGAAACAAAACGUUUUUAUCUGUUUUUGAUUGGAAAUUAGAGAAGGCAACGCAAAGCAGCAGUUUGAAAUAAAAAAGCAUCUUCUUUUUGAUACAAAAAAACAAGAAAACAGACAGAAAUAAACAUGGCUUUCAAGUAUAUUUUCAUCGUAUUCCUAACGCUUGUCACAAUCACAAUCACAGAAGUAACAUCACAGCAUCGUCCACAGAACGAGUGCCAUUGGGAAUUUAAUAAAACAAAUCAUAUUGUGUGUAAUAUAAGAACUAUAGAUAUAACAAAUAACGCAGAUCUACUGCAGGACGCUGAUGGCAGUAGUCGAUUAGAUAUAGUGUGUGAUGAUACAGUGUUUAUAGAAAGUCAAUUACAAAAAAAUAUAUUUAAACAAUUAACGAGUAUAAGUGAACUGGUGCUUGAAUCGUGUAAAUUAUUAAAAUUAUCAGAACAUUCGUUCGAUGGACUUAAUGGACUGAAGAAGCUCACAAUAAAUACAAGAAAUUCAAAUUGGGGAUCAGUACGGUCCCUAGAUGUGCAACCAUUAACAUUGAGUGGCCUAUCGAAGCUCGUCUAUUUCGAGAUUUCUGACUCAAAUUUGCGUGUGAUACCAGAUGGAUUUUACUGUCCAAUAAAUAGUCUACAAGUGCUAAAUCUUACGCGUAAUCGAAUACGCUCAACAGAUCAUUUAGGCUUCACAUUACCAUCAACAGUUGAGUGCGGUGAUGCAUCGCUACAAGAGCUACAAUCACUAGAUCUUAGUUUCAAUGAACUUCAACAGCUUCCAGAGAAUUGGGCUCUUUCAAAGUUACGAAGACUUCAACAUCUUUAUUUACAAAAUAAUAACAUUAGUGAACUGAAUAGUGAAGCUUUUGCAGGCCUUAACUCAUUAAGAACAUUGAAUCUUAGCCAUAAUCAUCUCGAGCAAUUGCCAGACGGUCUCUUUUUCAAUGCACGGGAGCUACGUGAGAUUCAUUUACAAGGCAAUGAGAUCUUCCAAUUGCCACGCUCACUCUUUCAUCGCCUCGAGCAAUUGCUAAUCUUGGAUUUGUCUGAGAAUCAACUGACAAGUCAUCAUGUUGAUAAUGGAACAUUUGCUGGUCUCAUACGACUCAUCAUUUUGAAUUUAUCACACAAUGCUCUUACACGAAUCGACUCGAGGACAUUCAAAGAAUUGUAUUUCCUUCAAAUUCUCAAUCUUAGGAACAAUUCAAUUGGAUAUGUUGAGGAUAAUGCAUUUGCACCACUUUAUAAUCUUCAUACACUAAAUCUUGCUGAGAAUAGACUACAUACGUUAGGUGAUAAUAUCUUUAAUGGAUUAAAAGUGCUUUCGAAAUUAACAUUAAAUAAUAAUCUCAUAAGUAUCGUUGAGCCAAAGGUCUUCAGUAAUUGUUCGGACUUGAAAGAGCUUGAUUUAAGUUCGAAUCAAUUGACAGAUGUACCAGAUGCGGUGAAAGGUCUUACUGUACUCAAGACACUUGAUUUAGGCGAGAAUCAAAUUACUCAUUUUAAAGCCGGUGCAUUCCAGAAUCUUAAUCAAUUGACUGGUUUGAGGCUGAUCGAUAAUCAAAUUGAGAACAUUACCAAAGGCAUGUUUGAGAGCUUACCACAUCUCAGUGUUUUGAAUUUAGCCAAAAAUCGGAUUCAAUCAAUUGAACGAGGUUCAUUUGAUGGUAAUACGGAAAUCGAGGCAAUCCGUAUGGAUGGAAAUUUCGUAUCAGAUAUAAAUGGAAUAUUCUCAACACUCGCAUCACUCAUGUGGUUGAAUUUAGCUGAAAAUCAUCUCGUUUGGUUCGAUUAUGCAUUCAUCCCGAAAAAUCUCAAGUGGCUUGAUAUCCACAGCAACUACGUUGAGUCACUAGGCAACUACUAUAAAUUACAAGAGGAAAUUCAAAUAAAGACACUCGAUGCAAGUCACAAUCGCAUAUCAGAAAUUGGACCAAUGAAUGUGCCAAAUAGUAUUGAAUUGAUGUUCAUAAAUAACAAUCAUAUAAGCAAAAUUCAACCAAAUACAUUUAUCGAUAAAACAAAAUUAAUUCGUGUCGAUUUGUAUGCAAAUAGUAUGACAAAAUUACAAUUACAUCAGUUACGCAUUGCACCGAGCAUGGCAUCGGGAGUAUCACGUUCUGCACACGAGCCAUUACCGGAAUUUUAUCUUGGUGGAAAUCCAUUUGAAUGUGAUUGUAAUAUGGAGUGGAUACAACGUGUCAAUAAUUUUACAUCGCGACAACAUCCAAAAAUUAUGGACCUGCCAAAUAUUGAAUGCGUUAUGCCACACUCGAGAGGACAACAAAUUCGUCCAAUAAUGCAACUCGAUGUCACAGAAUUCCUAUGCAAUUAUGAAUCACAUUGUUUUUCACUUUGCAGUUGCUGUGAUUAUGAAGAUUGUGAAUGUGAUAUGAAAUGUCCAACGAAUUGUAGCUGCUAUCAUGAUCAAACGUGGGGAACAAAUAUGGUUGAUUGUGGUAAACAGGAAACGCAAAGAUUUCCUCAACGCAUACCGCUCGAUGCAACGGAAUUUUAUUUAGACGGAAACAACUAUCCAGAACUCGAUAGUGGACUCUUCCGUCAACACAAUAAAUUGCGACAUUUGUAUGUUAAUAAUAGCCAAAUUGAGGUCAUUAGAAAUAGAACAUUCUUCGGUUUAACAUCAUUGCAGACAUUGUAUCUUCAUGAUAAUCAAAUUUCAAAGUUAUAUGGUUAUGAGUUUGAGCAAUUGCAUCGUUUACGCGAAUUAUACUUGCAAAAUAAUAAACUGACAUUCAUUGCAAAUGAAACAUUUUCCCAUUUGAGAUCACUCAAUAUUUUACGUAUUGACGGUAACUCAUUAAUCAACAUACAAAUUUGGCAAAUGAUUCCAAAUGGCCAACAAAUGCAGGCAUUAGCAAUCGGUAGAAAUCCAUGGAGUUGCCGUUGUCGUUUCCUUCAACAAAUGACACAAUUUGUAGCCGACAAUGCGAUGAUUGUGCAAGACUCUCAAGAUGUAUUCUGUAUUGAUGAAGAGACACGCGCAAAACGCGAAUUGGACUUGAACUCAUCAUCAGUAUGCAGCGACUAUUAUGCUGAUAGCUCAUCUGGCCUUCCACAUCUCAUAUCGAAUGGAUAUAUUCCAUUAAUGAUCACGCUAUUGGCUACCAUUUGCCUUCUUGUAUUAUUCGCAAUAUUAUUUGUGUUUCGUGAACCGUUACGUCUAUGGCUAUUUGCUCAUUAUGGUGUGCGUGUUUUCGGACCGCCUUGUGAGGAUAAUGACAAGUUAUAUGAUGCAGUCUUUCUUCAUUCCGCCAAAGACACAGAAUACAUCAUUAAACACAUUGCAACUGAAAUGGAAAAUGGAACGGGUCGACCAAUGUUUCGGUUAUGUCUACAACAUCGCGAUUUGGCUGAGGAUGCGACCUAUAUUCAAUUGCUCGAAACAAUUUGUGCAUCGAAAAAAAUUGUCAUUUUGUUGACGAGAAAUUUUCUUCAGACUGAAUGGACACGUUAUGACUUAAAACGUGCGAUUCAUGAGUCAUUACGUGGACGUCCACACAAAUUGGUGAUUGUUGAAGAUCCGGAUGUGUUACUUGAUGCUGAGAGUGACAUUGAGCUGUUGCCAUAUAUGAAGACAUCAGCAGUCAAGAGAAUUCGACGAAAUGAUAGACAAUUCUGGGAUAAAUUGCGAUAUGCAUUGCCUGUGGAGGUUGUAUAUCGUGGAAAUAACUACACAUUAGACCAUCAACGUCCACACUAUCAAUCACAUACAAUUCCUCAUCAUCAUAUGGUCAUGCACCAUGAGCGCUUUAAGCAUGCCAAUGGAAAUGGCACAAUCAAUAGUGGAAUGAUGUAUCCUCAUCAUCAUCGUCAAGCGCCACCACCAGCAUACAAUAUGCCUGGUGAAAUGGAUGAGACAAAUUACUCAUCGGCAACGACAGCAACCCCUAGUCCACGUCCGGUACGACAUGAUAGUACAUUACAACAGCAUCAUCAUCAUCCGAUUCAUCUCAUAGCGAAUCCAAUAGUACAACCACAGACGCCACAAAAUAUUCAAAACAUCCACCGUGCACCAUCUGAGCACAUUUACUCGAGCAUUGACUCCGAUUAUGGCGGAUAUGAUCCACAACAUCAUCUCCUUAUGCAUGCACAACAUCAACAGCAAUCGAGUAUAAGCUCAAAUGCUAGCGUACAUCGACCAAUUCCAACAUGGCGCAAUAAUAAUAAUUUUAUUGUUGAUAGCUCGACGUCUACUAAUGGCAGUAAUCCACAAGCACCAUCAUAUUUGGUAUAAUAUAUUAUGUAUUGAAGUAAUGUGUUUAGAUGUGGGGAGAUUCAGCACAUUUUGGCACAAAAAGAAAAGUUUUAAAUUUUAAUAGUCUGGAAUGAAAAAUUUAUAAUUCAUCUGAUUAAAUACCUUCAGUUCCCCACAUGAAAUCAUCACAUAUUAAACCAAAAUAUAUUGCCGUCGCAAUUAUGUGUCUCUGAGUCAUUUAGUCUCUUUGUUCUCUAAAAUAAAAGAUUUCUUUUUUUUCCUUUUGUAAUGAAAUGAAAAACAAAUAGACACACAUAAAAAAAUUUUUAUGAAAAAAAAAAAUGAAAAGUAUUGAGCAAAUCACAUUUCCAAAUGGAUUUUGUUUAAACUUAGUGAUAAUAGUUGAUAAGAAAAAAAAGUGAACACAGAAAAAGAAUUACGAAAAAAUUUGUAAAUUAAAAAAAAAAUUUGCUUUAAGUGUGACGUAGCUAGGCAAUUAUGGAAGUGGGUGCAGCAUAUGCUGAUUUCAUUUUCCUUUUAUUUGUUAAAACAACUGACUUUUCCAAAUACUCCAUAAUUGCUUAUCAAAAAAUACACAAGAACGUCGUGAAUAAUAGACCGACAAAAAAAAUUGAAAUAAGUAAAUAUUGUAAAAAAAUGAGUUUUUAAGUUUUAGACUAUGAAUUACAGGCUUUAGAUAUAAUUUUCAUAAAAAUACGAUUAUUACUGUGUAUUGUGUAAAUGCUGUAUAUGUUAAACUCUAAUUAUUAUUAUUAUUAUUGCUAUUAUUAUCAAUCAUUUAUAAAUUUUCCGCACAACAAACAACUUUUUUCAUUUAAUCCAAGAAAAAAAUAAGUAAAAAACAUUUUAAACAUGAAAAUAAACUGAAAAAAUAUAAAUUAAUGUAAAAAGCUAUUUUUUAAACAAAAAAAAAAAAGAAUCGACGAAGAAAAUGAACAGUCAGUGACUAAUUU
This is a messenger RNA of Chironomus riparius, 5407 nucleotides long. NCBI's taxonomy places the organism in Eukaryota, Metazoa, Arthropoda, Insecta, Diptera, Chironomidae. The record is from the annotation of a GenBank genome assembly.